AUGGCUCCCGAUAAGAGAGUUUCAAAGCGCAAGGCUGCGCCUGUCGCCGCCGAUUCACCCGCCAAAAAGACCAAGAAGGUCGAGGCUAAGCCUGAUGAGACAACCAAAGAGGCUGCUCCUAAGUCUAUCUUGAAGAAGAAUGAGAAGAGCACCAAGCCUAAGGCAGAGAAGGCUGCUGCGCCGGCCAAGACCAAUGGCGAGCCCACUCGCCAGGUCAAGCCUCGCAAGCGUGCUGCCGACUUCCUCACCGACGAGGAGCCCGAAGAGGCAACUGCGCCUGUGAAGGCCGACAAGAAGGCCGAGAAGAAGCCUGCGGCUAAGAAGUCCAAGAAGGAGGAGGUCGAGGCCGCGCCCGCGCCCAAGAAGGCUGCCGCUAAAAAGUCUAAGAAGGAGGAGGCUGAGGCCACCCCCGCUUCUAAAAAGUCCAAGAAGGAGGAGGUCGAGGCCGCGCCCGCUUCCAAGAAGGCUGCCGCUAAAAAGUCUAAGAAGGAGGAGGCUGAGGCCACCCCCGCUCCCAAGAAGGCCGCCGCGAAGAAGGCUGCCCCCAAGCCCAAGAAGGCCGAGCCCGUCGUUGAGUCCGAAGAGGAAGAUGCCGAGGAGGAUGUCUCCCCUGCUGAUGAGAGUGAGGCUGAGAACGAGGGUGAUGACGACCAGACUGAGGCUCUGAUCAAGGGCUUCGAGAGCAGUGGCGACGAGGACGAGUCUGAUGGUGAGGGUUACAAAGAGGGUGAACCUAUCCCCAAGGCCCCAGAUACCAAGAAGGCCGAGCGCAAGCUGGCCAAGGAGCUGCGCAAGAACGGCCCCCCCGAGGAGCCCGGCACUGUUUACAUUGGACGUAUCCCCCACGGUUUCUACGAGCACCAGAUGAAGGCCUACUUCUCCCAAUUUGGCGAAAUCACCAAACUCCGUCUUUCGCGCAACCGCCUCACCGGCCGCUCCAAGCACUACGCUUUCAUUGAAUUCUCCUCGACCACCGUUGCCAAGAUCGUCGCCGAUACAAUGGACAACUACCUUAUGUAUGGCCACAUCGUCAAGUGCAAGUUCGUCCCCAAAGAACAGCUGCACCCUGAGAUUUGGAAGGGCGCCAACCGUCGCUUCAAGGUUACGCCAUGGAACCGCAUCGAGAAGAAGCGUCUUGUGAAGGGCAAGACACGUGACCAGUGGUCGAAGAGUAUCGAGUCCGAGCAGAAGAAGAGACAGGACAAGCAGGAGAAGCUCAAGAAGGCCCUUGGUUACGAGUUUGAUCUUCCCCAACUGAAGAGCGUCGACGAUGUCCCCAUCCAAGAGGCCCCCAAGGCUGUCGAGGCCGCUGAGCCCACUGACACUGCCACCGAGGAGCCUGCCAAGGCCAUCGAGGCCCCUGCUCCCGUUGAAGCCCCUGUUGAAGCUCCCGUUGAAGCCCCCGUUGAGGCUCCUGUCCCUACCGAUGAUACCUCCAAGAAGGUCAAGAAGGGCAAGAAGGAGACACCCAAGGCGGCUGCUACAGAGUCACCGGCUGCUAAGUCUCCUGCCACCAAGGCGAAGGGAAAGGUCACUAAGAAGGCCACCAAGACAAAGUCCAAGGCGUAA
This is a messenger RNA of Penicillium roqueforti, 1569 nucleotides long. Its product is annotated as RNA-binding protein. Lineage: Eukaryota; Fungi; Ascomycota; Eurotiomycetes; Eurotiales; Aspergillaceae. Gene Ontology annotation, cellular component: nucleolus. Gene Ontology annotation, biological process: maturation of LSU-rRNA from tricistronic rRNA transcript (SSU-rRNA, 5.8S rRNA, LSU-rRNA). The coding region runs from base 1 to 1569 and encodes 522 amino acids. Gene Ontology annotation, molecular function: RNA binding. The transcript has 3 exons. The record is from RefSeq and is a predicted model, not a curated record.